Molecule: messenger RNA, 991 nt
Organism: Pocillopora damicornis (cauliflower coral)
Lineage: Eukaryota; Metazoa; Cnidaria; Anthozoa; Scleractinia; Pocilloporidae
Source: RefSeq, a predicted model, not a curated record
UGAAAGUAUUGUGGAACCUGAACAUUGACGUAAAAAUUUUCCAAUAUAUCAGCGCGUUUUGAGAUUCAGAAGCUCGGAAUUUUUUGGCGCAUUGCUUAUCUUUCUCAAGUUGUUUGGGAUCCAUCUGUGAUCAAGUUUACCUUUCUUCAUUUUGUUUGUAGUUCUGGAAGAUUCGAAGGCGCACGUAACAACGUAACCUAAUUGUUUAUGUAGUUAUUUCAAAGUAGAGGAGGAAAUGGCGAACUCAAGUGACGAGUCUCUUAUUAUGACUUUACUGGAACAGAUCAGGGCUUUGGAAGAUGAGAGGGAUAAGGCUUUGCAGCUUGUUAGCGAGCUCGAGAAGAAAGUGAAAGCAGGCUCAAAGUCAGAAACAGACUCUCACGGAGUCCAAGGUAUCGACAGUCCGAGCGAGGAGUGUGAGACGAAACUUGAGAAAUUAAAGGAAGAGAACGAAGUUUUAAAAGGAACCGUUGAAUCAAUGGCACAAGCGGUGAUAUUCGAUCUCGAAGAAAUUCGACUCAAUGAAGAACAACGAAGAUUUAAUUUAAAAGAACUCAUUUGCGAGGAGCAGAAUCAUCAAUCCGAAGAGUCAAGCAAGGACAUGGAUGCUGAUGGUUAUAAGACAAUGUUGGACAUGUGUAAAAAGUAUUAUGGAAAAAUGGUGGCUGAGCUUCAGGACGAGAGAGGCUCUUUACAGCAGAAGGUUGAGAAACAGCAAGCUUUGCUCCUGGAAAAGGACAUGAAAAUUGCAGAACUGGAAUUGAAGCUACAGCAAGGUUCUCGAAAGUAAAAUAUGAUAAUUGCUUGAAAUACAUCUUUGUGAAAACAGGUUAGAUUUUGUAUAAUUUGAUACACGACACUCAGAGAAACCAAAGUUCAAAUGGGAUUCAUCAUUCAUAAGUUGCAUGGAGAUAAAUAUGGUUAUAAUAAUGAAAUAAAAUUAGGGGCUCCUGAUCAAGUUAAUUAAAAGAAUUUGAAAAUCAUGCUUGGU